Messenger RNA from Habropoda laboriosa, 426 nucleotides. RefSeq names its product Krueppel-like factor 16. The record is from RefSeq and is a predicted model, not a curated record. The transcript is spliced from 2 exons. Gene Ontology annotation, biological process: regulation of transcription by RNA polymerase II. NCBI's taxonomy places the organism in Eukaryota, Metazoa, Arthropoda, Insecta, Hymenoptera, Apidae. Gene Ontology annotation, molecular function: RNA polymerase II cis-regulatory region sequence-specific DNA binding; DNA-binding transcription factor activity, RNA polymerase II-specific. The coding region runs from base 1 to 426 and encodes 141 amino acids.
AUGGAACAGGCUGUGGAACUGAUCCACAGACAAGACGCUGCCGCGAAACAGAUGAAGAAGUCGAGGCCGAAGAAGUUUAGGUGCGAACACUGCGACGUCGCGUUUAGUAAUAACGGACAGCUCAAGGGACAUAUCAGAAUACAUACCGGCGAGAGACCCUUCAAAUGCGACGCGGAGGGUUGCGGCAAGUCGUUCACCAGGAACGAAGAACUAACGAGGCACAAGAGGAUCCACACAGGGCUACGACCGCACGCGUGCAUCGUCUGUGGAAAACGUUUCGGCAGGAAGGAUCAUUUGAAGAAGCACACGAGAACCCACGAGAAUCGUGAUCCUUAUCGAAUGUCUGCAGCAGCAUUGGGAAUGUUUGCUCUUGGCCAUGCUCUACCUCAGGGACAUCCGUUUCCUUCGUACAUCUAUCCGAUGUGA